Messenger RNA from Uloborus diversus, 3072 nucleotides. Its product is annotated as kinesin-like protein KIF28. The transcript has 24 exons. The record is from RefSeq and is a predicted model, not a curated record. Gene Ontology annotation, cellular component: microtubule; kinesin complex. Lineage: Eukaryota; Metazoa; Arthropoda; Arachnida; Araneae; Uloboridae. The coding region runs from base 1 to 2853 and encodes 950 amino acids. Gene Ontology annotation, biological process: microtubule-based movement; cytoskeleton-dependent intracellular transport. Gene Ontology annotation, molecular function: ATP hydrolysis activity; ATP binding; microtubule motor activity.
AUGUCAGGAAAUACUACUUUCCUUACAAAUCCAGAUGACCCAAGCGAUCCAGUAAAGAAAUUCACUUUUGAUCACAGUUAUUGGUCACAUGAUGGAUACAAAGAACUUCCAAACGGCUACUGUACUCAAGAUAAUACUCAACCAAACGGCUCCAAGUUUUGCGAUCAGGAGCGUGUGUAUCGUGAUCUGGGUAGAGGAGUGCUUCGCAAUGCUUGGGAUGGAUAUAACUCGGCUCUUUUUGCUUACGGACAAACUGGAUCCGGAAAGUCUUGGUCAGUCAUUGGUUAUGGUCCCAACAAAGGUAUUGUACCGAAAUUCUGCGAGGAAAUGUUUAGAGGAAUCGAUGAUAAAAAAAGGGGAGGAGAUCAAACAGAAUUUGAGGUGAGGUUCAGUAUGCUGGAAAUUUACAACGAAAUCGUACGAGAUUUAUUGAAUCCUGGAGGCGAUAGAAAAAGAGGACUAAAAAUACGUGAACACCCAAAGAAAGGGUUUUAUGCUGAAGGACUAAAGCUUUCAAUGGUAACAAGUUACAAAGAAAUUGAGAGGAAGCUCAACGAAGGAACAACCAAUAGGAGUAUAGCUUCAACGAACAUGAAUGCUACAAGCAGUCGUGCCCAUACAAUUGUUGGGAUUCAUCUUGUGCAAAAAUCAAAGAAGGGAAGUGGCCAAGAAGCUGUCAAAAGCUCCAUAGUUCAUCUUGUUGAUCUUGCAGGAAGCGAAAGAGCAUCCAACACGGGAGCUACUGGAGACAGACUUAAAGAAGGGGCAGCAAUAAAUCAAUCUUUAUCGUGCCUUGGCAACUGUAUACAUGCUUUGGCUGAACGAGCAAUGGGAAGAAGCACAAGAGUUCCAUUUCGGGAUUCAGUUUUAACUCGAUUGCUGAUGAAUGCUCUUGGAGGAAAUAGCAGAACAAUCAUGAUUGCUGCAAUAAGUCCGGCUGACAUAAACUAUGAAGAAACUUUAUCAACGCUGCGAUAUGCUGAUCGUGCGAAACAAAUCAAGACAGUUGCUAUUGUAAAUGAGGAUCCUUCAGAAAAACUUAUUCGAGAACUUCGUCAAGAAAAUGAAAGGCUGAGAAAAAUGCUUGAGAAAGGGGCUAUGGAUCUUCCUAUACAACCGGGAAUGACGGAAGAAGAUGUGAUUAGGCUGAGAAAGAAAUGGGAAGAAGAGAUGCAUGCAGCUAUGGCUGAAAACGAUAGAGAUCUUCAAUCAAUCAAGCAGUCCUACGACGAUAAACUAAAAGUAGCAAGACAGCAAAAAGGAUUUGAGUGGGACAUAACACGAAUCGAAAAAGAAAAGAAAGUGAGACCACACUUCACCAAUCUGAACUUCGAUCCCAUGUUGUCAGGAAAAAUUGUUCAUUUGCUCAAAGCUGGAGAAAACAUCGUGGGAAAGACGGAUCAAGCUGAUAUUCAACUUCUAGGCCCCAGCAUUCAAGAAAGACACGCUGUUGUUAAUCUGUUGGAACACGGUGGCGUUACAUUAGAAAAAAGUCAUGGAGAAUGUCGUAUUCUAUUAAAUGGAGAACCAUUAACAGCAAGAGCUCUUUUAUCACAUUGUGAUAGGAUAAUGUUUGGAACUACGCAAUUGUACGUGUUUAUACACCCUGAUCAAAUGAAAAAAACCGGAAAGAAAUAUCCAGACGUAACUUACGAAAUGGCUCAGGAGGAAAUUGCACAGAAAGCAGGAAUUGCUGUCGAUGAUGAAGAUCAAUCUUUAGAAACUGCACUGUUGAAUAAGGAUUUGUUGGAAGUUUUGCCCGGAGUUGAAGAAGCUAAUGCAAUUAGUGAAGAACUGGAUAAAAAAGUGAAAUUUGAAAUAAUGUUGCUAUCUCCUCAAUGGCUGGGAAAAUCAUCAGGCAGAACAGAGGUUUUUGUCAAAAUGAGAAACUUGGAAACCGGCGUCGAGUUCGAGUGGCCAAAGGAUAAGUUUCUGAACAGGAUGUAUGUAAUGAAAGAAAUGUAUCAGAAUUACGAAGCUGGAGACGAAUGGGAAUUGGACGAGGAUCGAGAUCCUUUUAUAGAAGAUAUUGGUUCCGAAGUUCGGAUUGGAAGCUGCCAAGUUUUCCUACAGCCCCUAGCCUACAUGGUGGAACUGAAGGAGCAACUUGAAAUCGUAGAUUAUAAAGGAACAGAAGUUGGUAUAAUGAAUAUAGAAGUCGUUCCUUGUACCCAGCAAGGAAAAGAAUACACAGAACAUGAUGACAUGUUUGUGGACAAUCCAAAUGAACUCAUUGGUAAAGAUCUUCACUUCAUGGUCAAACUUUUAGGUUGCAGAGGUCUACCAUCAAGGUUUAACGACAUUACUUGUAGAUACAAAGUGUAUUUAGAAACAGAAGAAAAUUCAACAGAAGUGAUAUCAGACACAUCAAAUCCAGAUUUCAAUCACAGAAGGAUAUUUUCUUUUAAUCGAGUCACGCAAUCAUUGGUGGAGUAUUUAAAGGAAGGUUACAUUAUGGUUCAAGUAUGGGGAAAACAAACAACUCGAAAAUCUGCGGUAACAAGAGCUCACGGCAAAAACACAAAAGAAAUGUUUCAAGCAGAUCUGUUGAACAAUGCAAACAAUUUAAUGAAAGGAUUCCGAAUGAACGGAAGGGUAGUAGAUCCAAAUAAGCAAAGUAUAAUAGUAGAGCUUCUAUUAAUGAAAAAACAGCAACAUCGGCAGCAGCAGAGACUGGAAAAUAUCCGAAGGAUGAUUGAUGUGGCCGAAACUCAUAAAAAGAAACGAGUCCCCGUGAGUCUAGUAAAAGAUUUGUAUUCCACCACUUCUGCUGACGUCGUUGAAGAGUUGCUUCAAAAAGUGCCUACAGUUGAUGAUGCUGAUGCAGAAUCAUCUAUAUGCGCCAUCGUAUAACAAUAAGUUUUAUUAGAGACAUCAUAACAUUCCGUAAAACAAACGGUACCGUAAACGGUGAAACUAUGCUUAUCAUUACUGAUAAGAUCAAACUAUACUUUGGUGAUGUCAGCGAAACAUAUUUAAAUGCAUUCAUAACUUUGUUAAAUGACUGCAGAGCAUUUCCGAACAUGAAGCUUCCAUGUGAUCCAGAAAGGCAAAAUAUACGAUUCCUUUAUA